CAACUGCACUGCUCCCACUCAAAGUUCCUCGAUGAAACUUCACCAUUUCUGGCCCUUUAGGCACUUUGGACAGCAGCACUCUCACUUCCCAGACAUCAAGUGUCAAUUGGCUGUGUCGCUCCCUCGUCCAACCUUCGGUGCCACCAUCAACACUGGUCCGGUCCUCCAGUCAUCCCUCCUUGAACACCAAGAAGGCCUGGAGCUCUCUCGGCUUGCCUGAAAAAGUGCUUUAUCUCUGCCUAGGAAGUCUUCUAUUGACAUGGGCUAAAUAUUAACGCGUCUUGGACUGGAUAUCAGCCUUGCCUCGGUAGGCAACUUGUCUCCUGCUACCUCCUUACGAACCCGUGUCGCGGUUUGUGCGUCCAUAUCGACAAAGAACAUUCCAACUUCCGAGCCCUUGAUCUCGGUGCCAUCACAAUCUCCUCAUUUCGCCAGUGUCAUCACCUAAAUCAGGGAGACCAUCGCAGACACUCCGUCUCCAUAUCUCGCCUUCCCAACAUUCUUGGACCGUGUCAAUUGGGGGUGGUCAGCGGAAAAUAAAAGUCACGUGCUUUGACCAUGGCCCAGGCAAGGCUUCACUCAUCCUCACCGUUCUCAGCCAGAGACAGCCCCAGAGGUCGUCGGACCGACGACAGCCCGUCCAGGCAACUACAAUGGGAACUGGAACGUGCUCUCAGCCAAAUCCAUCUGCACGAGAUUGAGCGCUCCAAACUUCACGCCUAUCAGAAACGCCAACAGCAGGAAGAGCUUGAUGCUCGGGAAUCAGCGCAAGCGGAGGCUCACCGGAUAGAGCUCAAUGCCGCGAAAGCUCAGCAUGAAGUCGUACGGAAACAGGCCGAGGCGGUCCUCCAGGCCUACAUCAAGCAGGAAGAAGAGGAUCGUCAGAGACGUGAAGAAGAGGAGCGGAGGAGAUUAGAGGAGGAAGAAAGACGGAGGAAGGCAGAGGCAGAGGCAAAGGCGCAAGCCCAGGAAAGGGAACAAGCACGUAAACGGGCCGAAGAGGAGCGAAGAGCCCGUGAAGAGAACGAGCGCCGGGAACGCGAAGAGCGUGCCCGCCAAGAAGCGGAACGUCAAGCAAAGCAAAAGGCUGAAGAAGAGGAAAAAGACCGAAGGGAGAAGGCCGCGGCCGAGCAGAGGCAACGAGAGGAGAAAGCUAAAGCGGAGCAAGAAGCUGCACUGCGGAAACAAGAAGCUGAGAAAGCUGCUGCAGCCAAAGUUUCAACACCUCAACCCGCCGCCCUUGGCCCAGGCAAAGACAUCAGUCGGGCAUCAGAGGUCGAGGCACAACAUGCCAACUACCUAGUUCUCCACAAGAAGCUGAAAAAGUUCCGUGCCGACUUCUGGGUCGCGGCCAAGAAGGAUCCUGGCUUGAAGCCCCAUGUCGGAGACAUGCGACGGGCCAUUCGAACCAGCGUGGGCCAGUUGACAGAUGACAAGGCUGGCAACAAGAAGGCACAUGACCGAGUCAGAUCUACAUUGCAGCAGGCUCUCAAGGAUCGGCCGUCACCUCCCGUUUCUGUGAGCGAGUACCUACCGACACACCUCAACCUGGGCGACAAUGGCACGACAACGAUCCCGUCGCUUGCGCUGUACCUUCUCUCCAUCUUCAGUAAGGCUGUAAUCAGUGGGUUUGUGGGUGAGUGUGCCGUCAACCCCAAGGCGGCCGAACCCAUUGGCACGCUGGUUGCACAGAUCUUCUCGAUGCCUGAGCUACAAUUCCCACGAAAUGUCCCAUCCACAGCCGACCCAUCACAGCUUUCCAAGCCGACCAGCGUCUCCCUCAUUUCCAUCCUGAUGAGCAAAUUCCACGCCACGGCGCCGAUACUUUUCGGGAUCUACGGGCGCGAAUCCACUGCCGCUGGCAAACACCGACUCGGCUGGCGUCUUGAUAGAAUCACAGACGACCCCGACUCGAAGAAAGCGUUUGUGAAUGAAAACAAGCACUAUGACCGUCUCACAGGUCUCGGGGUGGGCUACGCCUCGAUCGCUCUCCGCAACUUUUCGAAAGCCAAGGUCUCCAACCCCUGGCCGCCGGUGCAUUAUUGGGCCAGUCUCGCGCACAUUGCCAAUACGCCUCCACAAGAGGUGCAGACCAGCCAUCUGGUCUUGUUGAAGAGCAUGCUCGAGAACAAUGCGAUCGAAAGGUUCGUGUUGUUUUUCGGGGCGGCGGGCAUUGCCGCCUUGAGGCAGGUGGCAGUAGACUUCCCCAGGACGCUACCGAAAGAAUUGCAAGAAAAGCCAGCGACAAAGACGUUGGUGUUGAUGGUUGAGGGGUGGAAGAAGGAGAAACACUUCUCGCUUGCGUAGCGACGUGCGAGGACGAGCGCUGGAAGUGUGAUGAACAUGAUGCGGUUGCAACAGACGACUUGGGCGUGGGAGAAAGAAGACGCUCAAUGUGGAUUUUGCAAAAUCAGCCCACCGUGCGAACGCUGAUCAGGUCCUGCGACGGAUGAGCGAGACAUGGGAAGGACGAACGCUAGCUUGGGCAGUCGAGAAACAACACACUCGGUCCUUGAACGGGGGAACCCUCAGCGUCACAGAAUAUAGACCACUGUCUGGAAGACUUGUUCCUGUUCUGGACUCCAACAUACGCAAGUCUUUCUUAGUGACGUUCAUGAGCCACUUCUUAUGCAAGGAGAAGCCGAAGAUAGAGGAGCAGAGAGGCUGAACAGAUCUCGCCCAUCCUUAUGAAUCCAUCUCCUAUCGGGCCCAUUCAUAGAUGAUAAGUCCACCACCUACGAGUAGUUUAUAAAAAGCCCCGAGUAGCCGUUGGAACAACG
Messenger RNA from Cladophialophora immunda, 2780 nucleotides. RefSeq lists its product as uncharacterized. Gene Ontology annotation, cellular component: nuclear pore; cytoplasm; nuclear pore cytoplasmic filaments. Gene Ontology annotation, molecular function: phospholipid binding; inositol hexakisphosphate binding; translation initiation factor binding. The record is from RefSeq and is a predicted model, not a curated record. NCBI's taxonomy places the organism in Eukaryota, Fungi, Ascomycota, Eurotiomycetes, Chaetothyriales, Herpotrichiellaceae. The transcript has 2 exons. Bases 559 to 2307 code for a protein of 582 amino acids. Gene Ontology annotation, biological process: regulation of translational termination; regulation of translational initiation; poly(A)+ mRNA export from nucleus.